This is a messenger RNA of Anoplopoma fimbria (sablefish), 1314 nucleotides long. RefSeq names its product cerebellin 11 (gene cbln11). NCBI's taxonomy places the organism in Eukaryota, Metazoa, Chordata, Actinopteri, Perciformes, Anoplopomatidae. The record is from RefSeq and is a predicted model, not a curated record. Gene Ontology annotation, molecular function: protein binding.
AUGGUCACCAAGGUGAUUUUCCUUCUGGCAUUUUUUGGAGUUGCAUCUUCAAAACUCCCACACAGACGGAGGUGCGACCCGGAGCAAAUAAAAGAAACACAGACUCUUUGCUCAAACUACAAAAACAUUUUACACCUCGAUGAUAUUCAGACAAAACUUGAAGAGAACCAAAUGAUGCUGCAACGGAGGAUUGACGGUAUGGAAGGUAAGACCAGACUGCAGCUCGAGUCUGCAAACAGCAACAUUAGUGCGCUUGAAAGAUCAGUGACAAACCUUUCAAACUCACUAAAGGACCUCGAAAGGAUGAAGUCACAAACCGAGAUGGGAUUGAAAGACGCAAAGACAAAGAUGGAGAAACAGGAAGUUGACAUCGCCAGCCUGAAGAGAGAUGUUCGAGAACUGGUCAAACACGGGGAAGAGGAGAGACUUGAUACAACUGAGAGGCAGCUAAGGGAGAGAAAAGCCAGGCGUGAAAAUCUGGAGUCAGAAACUGAGGCUGCGUUCAAUGACACACAGAAACUCCUGAAUCUAUACAAAAAUUAACUCUCCCAGCUUAACUCAACGGCCCAGCAGCUUGAAGUCAAAGUCGAAGACAGACUGGAUGCAGCGGAGACGCAACUUGAAGCUAAGCUGAAGCAAAUAGAAAACAACAGUGAAGCUUUCAGCGCAAAACUGAAUGAACAAAAAGCUGAGGUUGAUGGAUUUAAGGACGAAAGUGACAGCAAAUUCAGGAAUGUUGAUGAACAGCUGAAAACACAAACAAAUACAGUGGACCAGCAGAAGGCUGACAUUGGCACUCUCAAGAGCGACACUGCAGGAAUAAAACACAGACUGGAGUCAACUGAAGAAAAAGUUGUUGAACAAAGUAAACUCAAACUCGAGGUGAAAAGCCUUAAAGCUGAAGUCAAUGCCAAGGUGGCCUUUUCUGCAACUAUAAUCGAAUCUGAUGAUGCGUUCACUGGACCCAAAACCAACAGCAGCAGCAGUAUUCUCAUCUUUAACAGAGUCUUCACAAACACUGGCAACGCUUACAACAGUAAAACAGGCAUCUUCACUGCUCCACUCAAAGGCGUUUACCACUUUUCAUUCAUGACCUUCGGCUGCAGUGGUCACGCUUCGGGAGCCAUCCUGGUGAAGAACGGCCGUUACCAAGUGAGCACCUGGGAAUUCACCAGAGCAGAUACCAGCGACACCACCAGCAACACAGUAAUCCUGGAGCUGAAUGCCAGAGAGACUGUGAACGUCAUCCUGUGGGAGGGUGGGAAAAUACACACCAGUGUCUUCAGUGGGUUCCUCGUCUUCACAACAUCGUAG